This is a messenger RNA of Solea senegalensis (Senegalese sole), 1833 nucleotides long. It is a transcript of the gene slc35a3b, whose product is annotated as solute carrier family 35 member A3b. Gene Ontology annotation, molecular function: UDP-galactose transmembrane transporter activity. The transcript has 8 exons. Lineage: Eukaryota; Metazoa; Chordata; Actinopteri; Pleuronectiformes; Soleidae. Gene Ontology annotation, cellular component: Golgi membrane. Gene Ontology annotation, biological process: pyrimidine nucleotide-sugar transmembrane transport. The coding region runs from base 268 to 1260 and encodes 330 amino acids. The record is from RefSeq and is a predicted model, not a curated record.
UUGACUCAGGAUGACUAUUCUGUCCCUGCUUCAUAUUCAAGACACAUUUUGACUGAGACCUCUCUCUCUCUCUCUCUCUCUCUCCCCCCUCUCUCUCCCUCUCUCGCUGUCUGUUGGCUUCAUGGCUGUUAUGAUGUAAAAUGAAGAGAAGAAGCAAAAGUGGGAGAAACAACCGGAGAACCUGUGUUUCACCAGCUGAGACCCAGAUCCUGAGACUUGCCCAAGGAGAAGUCAGUUCUUGCAUCAGUGGACUCAGAGUCUUCUGCAAUGUCCCACUCCUCGAGGCUGAAGUAUGUGUCUCUGGGGGUGCUGGUGGUGCAGACAACCUCACUGGUGCUCACCAUGCGCUACUCCCGCACCCUGAAGGAGCAUGGUCCGCGAUACUUGGCCUCCUCAGCUGUAGUGUCUGCUGAGGUGCUGAAAGUCCUCACCUGCAUCCUCUUGGUCUUCAGGGAGAGCAGGUUCAGUGUGCAGGCCAUGAAUGAGCUGCUGAAGGAGGAGAUUGUGAACAAACCCUUGGAGACCAUAAAGUUGGCAAUUCCUGCAGGAAUCUACACGCUGCAGAACAAUCUGCUCUAUGUUGCCUUGUCCAACCUGGAUGGAGCUACCUAUCAGGUCACAUACCAGCUGAAGAUCCUCACCACAACACUGUUCUCUGUCGUCAUGCUGGGGAAGAAGCUGAGUUUCCACCAGUGGCUCUCCUUGUCCUUUCUCAUGGUUGGAGUCACACUUGUGCAGUUACCUCAGGAUCCUCAAGCUGAGCAGAAGGUCCUGUCUGCAGGCUCACAGUUUGUGGGACUGAUAGCUGUGCUCACAGCCUGUGUGUCCAGUGGCUUUGCUGGAGUUUACUUUGAAAAAAUCCUCAAGGAAACUAAACAGAGUGUGUGGGUCCGUAACAUACAGCUGGGAGUCUUUGGCUUCAUAUUUGCGUUGGCAGGAAUGAUCAUAUAUGAUGGAGAGCAGGUGCAAGAAUCAGGAAUAUUUCAGGGCUACAACACUUUAACCUGCAUUGUUGUUGUCUUACAGGCGCUGGGCGGGCUGAUCAUAGCGGUGGUUAUUAAAUAUGCAGACAACAUCCUCAAAGGAUUCGCUACUUCCAUGUCUAUCAUUGCGUCUGCUGUCAUUUCAUAUUUCCUGUUGGAGGACUUUAAUCCUACUGGUGCAUUUUUCUCAGGGGCAGUUCUGGUUAUUGUUGCCACAUUUCUCUACAGCUACCAGUGCAAACCUGCCACUGUUAGCAUCAUCAAGAUAGAGACCUGACCAAAAACGACUGCCAAAUACAGACGCCAUGGUACUGUGGAAAUGAACGAGUUAUCAAAGCGGUGAUUUCUAAUCAAUCACGACAGGACAUUGUGGAGAAUCCACGUGUUGCAUCAAACCUCAACAAGGAACACUGUUUUGCACAAACGAUUAGGAUCAAUAAUGCAGUUCCUUUGUACUCUGCUGCUAACUUGAAAUGUCAGCACACACUGUGGCAGUGAAGCAAACCAGUCAUUAUGACUUAAUUAUAAUCACAACAUUCCGUAUGAUCAAUUUAAAAGGACAGUGAGAAGAAACUGAUGGCUGAAAUGGCUGAAUGUUCUCCAUAUCUGUUUAAAGGCUAUGCUGACACCAAGAGGAACAAACUUUGAUGGAGCUUCCAUCUAGUGGUAAAAUGAAGAAUGAAACUGAUGCACAGAGGAAGGGGUUAACUCUCUGUUCAAAGGCGCUGAAUGUCCUUUUUUUGUAUGAGAUGAGAAAAGAUGGGAUGUUAUUGCUCUGACCUUGCUGCGCAGACUAUUUAUAUCAAACUGUUAUUUAAAUGCAAAAUAAAGGUCUUUGUGGAAGAGUGAA